GGAACAGUUGCGUUGGAGACAGCCAACACUUUUAAACCCAAACACUUUGUUUGUGGAGUUAUUCGGAUUGUUCCACUGGUGGUGAAUUCAAGUAACGUUAGUUGAGUACCAUGAUCGUGAAGCGGCCGGUCCAGUGCGCUCCUCCUCCUGCUGUGGUUGUAGGAUCUAAAGGCUGGAGGGAUGCGACUGUCCGCUCGAUUUUGCGCGCCGACGAUCUUCUGCGUCAAACUCACGCAGAUCAACUGCACUCAUCUACCCGCUACCGCAGCCACAGCGUCGGGACUUUUACCUCACGACUUCCUCAGUUAACAGCUUACAGUGUGAACAGUAUCGUCGAUCAGGAGCACAAUGAGAGUGACUCGGGAAAGAAAGAAGAAUUCCGACAUAAAUCCAUUGGAAGUACGCUCACUCCAGGAAUCAUGAGCGGGCCGUUCCCCGCACCGGCUCUGCGUGAUCAGAGUGCAGUGGUCAGCACCGGUAUGACGGGUGAAUAUAUGCGGGGUGUGAGAGAGGUGGAGGGUCGCCUGCGCAGACAAGCAGGCAGGGUCACACAGGAGGACACCCGGUUGGAGCAUCAGAGGGAACGACUGGAAAAAUUGCUCCGCAGUCUUAGGAGAGCAUUGUUGGUCAAUCAGCAGAGUGCAGAUGGCAGGAAGUUUCGACCGGCCACCACAGAAACAAUACGGGAUGGAGCCGAUGAUCUUCUACGCAGUGAACGAAGAGGUCUGAAUGUACUUAAACAAGAACUGGAGAGCAUGUUGAAAAAGACCAUAACUCAACAACAGGUUUUGGCUGAGAGCAGUAAGCAGUUGUUGGACUGUGCCUUUGAGAGAUCUGUAGUAACAGAGCUGCUUCCCCAGCAUGGCUCACUCUCAGCGGGUGUGAAAAUGUACCCUUCUCCCCUCUCACUGAAACCUGACCCAACUGGACCGUUUACUCCAGAGUGCAAACAGGCUUUGGAUUCUUCAUCAACAGUACUACGUCAAUCUCAGCAGCUCCGAGAGAACAUUUCACAAGUCAUGAGUGAUGUCAUCAGAAAACAAACAGAUAUGCACCGUUCAGCCAGUGAGGCCCUGCUGAAGAAAAUCACAGAAACUAUCAACCUAGAGCAACAUCUGACACUGAGCUCCGCUGCCACGAGACAGGCCAUUUACCGCAAACAGAGACAGAUGCAGUGUGCUGGCUACAGUCUUGGCAGAGCUAUGGGCCCAGUCAGCAGUGCUGAUCUUUUCUGUCGUGAGAGAUUGAGCAGGCCUAUGACUCAGCUGUAUGGGCAGCAUUCAAGUUUGGGGCUUCCAGAAUCCGACCUCCUAACACAGGGCAGCACUAUGCUCCGGAAACACCUGGAAUCCUCAGGGAAAGAGAUGGCAGAGCUGCAGGUCGCUCAUCAGCAGCUGGAGGAUGACAAGUAUGGAAAGCGUGCCGCAGCCAGUGUGGACUCUGCUGUGAUCCGGCUGCGGGGAAGACUCGUACGUCCCCAGGCUGUCCGGCCUGCAACCAGUUAAAACUAAAGUUAUAACAUAAAGAUGGUGCUUCACUUGCUAAAGUUUGAAA
Molecule: messenger RNA, 1554 nt
Organism: Carassius auratus (goldfish)
Lineage: Eukaryota; Metazoa; Chordata; Actinopteri; Cypriniformes; Cyprinidae
Product: coiled-coil domain-containing protein 105-like
Exons: 8
Coding region: 111-1505 (464 amino acids)
Source: RefSeq, a predicted model, not a curated record